Adineta ricciae is the source of this 1149-nucleotide messenger RNA. Lineage: Eukaryota; Metazoa; Rotifera; Eurotatoria; Adinetida; Adinetidae. The record is from the annotation of a GenBank genome assembly.
AUGUUGCACGUUGCACAAUCUUCUUUUGACUUUUCAACAUUUGUUUUGAUUACAAUUGCUGUGAUAUCAUCGGUACUUUCCUAUGAAGUCGGAGUCGACUAUCAUUCGUGUGGAGCUAAUUUUGUUCAAACAGCAUUUCUUACUCAAUAUCAUAAUUCAACGGUACGAGCGAUAGUGCUUACUCAAUUGCAAGGCAUGGCUAAUAAAGGUGCUCAUUUCGUUACUCUAGAUAUUUGGUUUGGUGUAGAACCUAAUACCACUAACGAUCAAUACUGGUUAGCUACAUUUCCGAUUAGUCGACAAGAACAAAUCAAUUUACAUCAGUAUGCAUUGGAUGUUGCAUCUAUACAGAGCCAAAUUGACCAGCAUCGAUUACGACUUAAUGUUGCACUUUUUUGGCUCGCAGCUGCUGAUUAUAGAGUGGGAAACUCAUCAUCAGGCUAUGGACCGGAUCAUUUAAAUGCCACUGUGUUCACGGCACGUGUUGAGAAGAUUACCGAUGAUAUUAUCGCUGCUGUAUCUAAUGUAAAACGUUCCGAUGGCGUUCUUGUUGUGGAAAGAGUCUAUCUCGAUUAUGAAGUCAUGAUUGGAGCAAAACUGAAUCAAGAUUGGUUUCUUCAAACCCACUAUCCGCGUUUUCUCCGUGUCGUAGCAGCAGCUGGUUUCACUCCGAGUCUCUACUUCUUAGUUGAUGCAAAAGAAGCUUAUAUUCUCGAUGCAUCCUACAUCGAUCCCCAAUAUCCCGCUCUGAAUGGACACCGAUGCAUGUAUUGGGUAUAUCGUUCUCUAAAAUUUCUCAACGACGUACAAUUACCACUUCCAACACGAAUCGAUUUUUCUUGUUAUAUCGAUCGAAAUAGUUCUACUUAUGCACACCUAGUAAAUCAUGUCCUAAAUGAUGCUGAUGCUGCUUUGUCAACACUCGGCGCCCCGAAAUUCUACGGAGUGGCUGAAACGUAUUACUUUGCUAAUAGUACACAACGAAGAGAAUACGGACAAGCGUUCGCUUUGGAAGCGAUGGCUAAUCCACGCCUGAAUCAUCUUCGUUUCUGGACAACGCCUGAUGCCGGUGGAAAAGGAGUUCAUAUUGGAUACCCAUUCGAAAUUGAAGAUUAUCUUCCUCCCUCAGAUAUUCGACAACUGCUAUAA